Molecule: messenger RNA, 3656 nt
Organism: Uloborus diversus
Lineage: Eukaryota; Metazoa; Arthropoda; Arachnida; Araneae; Uloboridae
Product: BLOC-2 complex member HPS3-like
Exons: 21
Coding region: 272-3523 (1083 amino acids)
Biological process (GO): organelle organization
Cellular component (GO): cytoplasm
Source: RefSeq, a predicted model, not a curated record
CUAUCAAACUGUAAACAAAUAUUUCAAGUUGAGGAAAUGCGUGAAAAAAAACGAGAAUUAAUGCAAUAAUUUAAAAUUAUUGGACAAUAUUCUUGCCCCAUUGUUGCUGCGAUUGCUUGAAACAGUUUAAUCAAUAUGAUUGGGACUUGAAUUGCAAAUGAUUUCGUUGCAUACAAAAUUAAAUCCCUUUUCCCGAUCUUGUGACCGCAAUUCUUAUGUAAUUUAUUUGCCUUUAUAACAAGUAAAUUUGCGGAAUCAAAAUUUUCUUAAGAUGGUGCGUGUUGUCUCAUGUCAUCAUUUUUUAUCACAAGAUGUUUUUUUGUCGCAAAAUGAACCCGUUGCUUUUUGUGGAGCAGAAGGAAAGUUUUUAGUUGCCACUACAGAACAUGCUGUGAAUGUACACGAUCUGGACUCUCGUGGAAAUAUUUUUCAUUCUUUCCCGACGAUAGACCUUGUAAAGCAAAUAACAUACUGCGAAUCAGGAAAUUAUGUUGCAACAAUUGAAAAUAAAGCAUCAUGGCACAGAAGUCUUAUCACAUAUGUCCGGAUUUAUUUCAAAUGGUGGAUUGAUGUCAGUGGCCAAACAUUGAAAGUUCGAAUCGCUGGUUGUACGCCAACAAACAUAAAUUCACAAUCUUGGAACAAGACAUUUGAAAUGGUUGAGUUACCCCUUGAGCAAAGUGCAAUUUAUAUUGCUUGUUGCAAUAAAACUUCAGCUCUAGCAGUAAGUUUGGGAAACAUAAUAUCAGUGUUUGGGUAUAGUACCAAGACAGAUGAGGUAUCAAAACAAAAAUUUCAUGAUUUUGAUCACUUUGUGGACAUUAGUGUUCCGAUUAUGGUAAAACAAGUAGAAAUAUAUGAAAAUUAUUUUGCUUGCAUGUCAGAAAAUGCUGUACACGUAUUUAAACUUGUAUCUCAACAGGAUGAAAAUGGCUUUAAUUCCUCAGUAUCCGAAACACAGAAAGAUAGUAAACUCGAACUUUGUGACGAUGAUUGUAUAGAAUGGAGAUUUGAGUCAUGUACUUAUAGUGGUGCUUAUGAUAAAAAAUGGGAAGAACACAUUCAAUCAAAACUUCAUUCAAGUUCAUUUCCUAUUAAUAUUAAUUUUGCUUGCAUAGAUAAAGAAAAUGAAAAGUUUUGCAAUGAAGAAAGUUGUGAAUUAUAUGGUCCUCUUCAAACUAUUAGAGGUUGCACCAUUGAUGUAAGACUGGACUCAAAAAUAUUUGAGAUGCUUCCUACCAUUUCUUCAAAUAUAAAUGCUGUAACUCUAUUAUUCAGACAGUUUGUCUCAAAAGAAAAUGGUUGUUCAUUAAGUGGACUUCAUUUGCUACCAUUUUAUGUGGCAGAAACAUCUCCAGAUAACUUUGCUGAUCCUUUAAAUAUGGCUGCUUCACAGUCUGAAAAGUCUUCAUUUUCCAAUCCAUGGCUAGGUCUUCUGCCUGUAUCUUCCUCUUCUGUCAGAACUAUUGGCUGUUUUUUUUCAACCCCUCAGGAAGGUUUUUUAUAUGACAUCACAAAUAGAACACAAUUUGUUAGCUCAUAUGUCUAUACCUCAAUGUUGAAAGGAAUUGCAAUUGAAUCUUCAUUGCUGCAUGCAUUGACUGAUACUGGGCUGGAGACUUAUACUGUUCAUCUUCCACACUCUGUUUUAAGCCAGGUGGAAAAGCUAGAUGGUGUAAAAAAUAUAUUACCGAGUUUUGAUGAAACAGUGUGUCUUUUGGGUUUACGUCCCUUUUUAGGAGUUGAUCAUUUGUCAAUGUCCGAAAAUCAUUUGAUCCUUAUAUCUUCCUUGGAGGAUUCCGUUGCUAACAAUGUCGUUGAAAAUGCAAAUUCUUCUACUUUGUACUCACUCAGGAAACCUUCUGUUGUGCAAGUUUUUAGUGAUUUGCUAGAAGUUGCGGAAAGUAAUAAAUCUUCAAGUCCAGCAACUUACUACCAUUUGCUUAGUGAAGCACAUAUGAUUUUAAGAAUUGAAAUUUUUAUGCACAAAACUAAGACGAAAGAGAUUGAAUCUCUUUACAGGAAAUCUUGUUUAUUAUUAGCAGAUUAUUUUUGUUGCUCAGAUUCUUAUGAUAAGACUACUGCAGUUCCAUAUUAUCAUCUUUCCGGCUUGAGUCCUGAAAGUGUGGUGCAGAGAAUGUUUGAUUUCUAUCAUGAGAACAAACACAUCAAAAUAUUGAAACCGAUGAUACAUUAUAUGAAUUCUAUUCUAUUUGAUGAAGAGUCCGGUGCAAGUCUUACAUUGCCCCAGGCUCUUGCAGAUGGAAUCCUGUUAUCUUACUCAGAAGAAUCUCCUGAGAUGCUGUGGAAAAUAAUCUUGUGCUCAAAUUUCUCUGGAUAUAAAAUUGACAAAGCAAUUUUGAUUUUAAAAAGAAGAUUAACAAGUAAACGGCAUCCUUUAAGUCCAAUUAGCAGUGCAGCAGAUACAACAGCUUUGGUAUACAUGCUGAUUUUGAAGGGGAGUACUGAUGCUGCUGAAAAUAUGCUUCUUUCAUUGUCAAAGGCUGAUUUGGUGACUGUGUUGACUAAUGUGCAUUCUAAGCUGUGGAAUGGAAAAACUUUAUCUGUAUUUGGGAAAUUUGUUAAGUGUGUUCGACCUGAUGCUUUUGUGGAACUGCUAUUGAAUGAUGUUGACAACAAAACCGUAAAAGUACCAGAGAUUCUAGACAUUUUGCAAAAUGAUUCUCCAAAUGUUGAGCUUCAUAAAGUUCCCCUCCUGAAGGAAUUCUUGGAAGCAGUUUUAAGUGACAAAAAAAUUAUGCCUGAUGUUGGCUCUUCUGUAUUGACACUUCUUGUGAAGAUAUAUUUAAAGAGAUUACUGGAAUCCAAAAACUGUAUUACAUCUAAUUCCUCAAGCUCCUUGUCAAGUAAUAUGAUUUCUUUUGCAUCACUGUUUGGAUCAAGACCAUCAUGGUUGAAUGAAAUGCCUCCAUUUUAUGGCAAGGGGAUUUCACGAACUUGCAUGCUCACAUCUAGUUCUGGUGAUACUUCUGCAGAUUCCUGUUGUUGCUGGAAUUGUAAUGAAGACUUACUUAGAUUACAAUCUCUAUUAUCGUAUUUGGGAUCAAACGAAGACAUUAAAGGACUGGUUCUGGAGUUUUUAUACUCGGCCAAAGAAAAGAAGACUGACUGGGUCAGUUUGGAAGUUAUGUGUUCAAAUGAAGCUCAAGCAAUAAAAAUAUUAAUAGGAAUGUCACCAAAAGCUUUGCUUCCUUAUGCCAAGGAAAAUAUUGGCAAUGACCAGAAAAAAUGGUGCACUUUGUUUUCCUUACUUCAUGAACAUAUGAAACGUCUUCAGGACGAGGAUCCGCAAUUGGAGGAAUAUGCACAAACAUUCCAUGGUGUUUUAUACCAUCUAGCUGAAACACUGAAGCCCUUUGAAUUUCUUGGUCUGUUGCCACAAGGGGAAAAUCCAAUGUUUUUACCGCAUGUAAAAAGAUGUAUUGAAAAACAUCAAGCUGAUCAACUGAAAAAUAAAAUUGUAUCUCUUGGACAAGAAAUCAAAUCAAUGAUGCUUCAUUAGUUUCCUGUAAUUUACUCAAGUCACAUAUUUGAAUUUAUCAUGUAAUUCAUCCAAUUAUUCUAGUCAAAAUAUUUUAAGAGCUUUUCUUUAGAUUGUGAUAUUUUACUGCCAAUAAAUAUUAUUUCUAUGAAUA